Messenger RNA from Labrus bergylta (ballan wrasse), 2764 nucleotides. It is a transcript of the gene rps6ka2, whose product is annotated as ribosomal protein S6 kinase, polypeptide 2. Gene Ontology annotation, molecular function: ATP binding; protein serine/threonine kinase activity; magnesium ion binding. Gene Ontology annotation, biological process: peptidyl-serine phosphorylation; intracellular signal transduction. The record is from RefSeq and is a predicted model, not a curated record. NCBI's taxonomy places the organism in Eukaryota, Metazoa, Chordata, Actinopteri, Labriformes, Labridae.
UGGCUGGAAUCCACCACAAACAGACAAGCGCCGAAUGUAAAUGAUGGAGAAGCUAAAAAGCCACGACCGCAUUGAGGAUUGGCCAAUGGAUAAAGCGCUGGACAAAUAGAUCACCUCAAAAGAGAAUUAAAAGAGGACUCUCUUUCUGCGUGUCUACCUUAGGACCUCCUGCAGGGAGAUGUUCAUCAUUAUGGGAUAGAUGCACAUAGGUCUUGCCUAUUGCCAUGGAUACCAGCACGCGUAAAUUCACAGUGCGGAGAUGGUUUUCUAUCUACCUGAAGAACAAGGCAGCAAGGAACAAGAACAACACAGGCUUCUGUCAGCUGGAGGAGGACAGUAUAUUGAAGGAAAUUGACAUUAGCCACCAUGUUAAAGAGGGCUGUGAGAAAGCUGACCCCUCUCAGUUCCAGCUUCUUAAAGUGCUGGGACAAGGCUCCUAUGGAAAGGUGUUUCUUGUGAGAAAGAUCAGAGGAGUGGACAGAGGGCAGCUGUAUGCCAUGAAGGUCCUGAAGAAAGCCACACUGAAAGUUCGGGAUCGCGUGCGGUCGAAGAUGGAGAGAGACAUUCUGGCAGAAGUGAACCAUCCAUUUAUAGUUAAACUACACUAUGCCUUUCAGACAGAAGGAAAGCUUUAUCUUAUCCUGGACUUUCUCAGAGGAGGAGACCUUUUCACUCGUCUGUCUAAGGAGGUGAUGUUUACAGAAGACGAUGUGAAGUUUUACCUGGCAGAGUUGGCCCUGGCGCUGGACCAUCUGCACAGCCUGGGGAUCAUCUACAGGGACCUCAAACCUGAAAAUAUUCUUCUGGAUGAAGAAGGUCAUAUUAAGAUAACAGACUUUGGAUUAAGUAAGGAAGCUAUCGACCAUGACAAAAGAGCAUAUUCCUUUUGUGGGACUAUUGAGUACAUGGCUCCAGAGGUUGUGAACAGGAGAGGACACACACAAAGUGCUGACUGGUGGUCAUUUGGGGUACUUAUGUUUGAGAUGCUGACAGGGUCACUACCAUUCCAGGGAAAAGAUCGAAAAGAAACAAUGGCACUUAUUCUAAAAGCGAAGCUGGGAAUGCCUCAGUUCCUCAGUCCUGAAGUGCAGAGCUUAUUAAGAGCACUCUUCAAGAGGAACCCUGUUAAUCGACUCGGAGCCGGACCGGAUGGAGUGGAAGAAAUAAAAAGGCAUCGCUUCUUUGCAUCGAUAGACUGGACUAAGUUGUUCAAGAGGGAAUCGAGGCCUCCCUUCAAACCCACAGUUGGUCGACCUGAAGACACUUUCCAUUUUGAUCCUGAGUUCACCUCCAGAACACCCACAGAUUCUCCCGGCAUCCCUCCCAGUGCUAACACGCACCAGUUGUUUCGAGGUUUCAGUUUUGUUGCACAAAAUCAGAAUCCGGAGUCCAGUGUUGCGACGGUCGCAGCUACUCGUCAGGAGUUGAGCAGUAUCAACCCCAUUGCACAGCGUCUCCGUGGUGAUGUGGCCUUCAGCGAUGUUUAUGAACUGAAGGAGGAAGUUGGGCCGACAGUGACCUCUGCCUGCAGGAGAUGUCUGCACAGAGUUACUGCUGUGGAGUAUUCAGUGAAGAUUAUUGAGAGAGCGAGGAAAGAUCCAUCAGAAGAGAUCGAGAUUCUGUUACGAUACGGACAGCACGCAAAUAUUAUUACCCUGAAAGAUGUGUUUGACGACGGCCAGUUUGUCUACCUGGUUCAAGAUUUACUGAGAGGAGACGAGCUGCUGGACAGAGCUCUGACUGUGCCAAACUUCACAGAGAGAGAUGCAUCAGACAUCAUCUGCACGCUGAGCAAGACUGUGGAGUAUUUACAUUCACAGGGGGUUGUGCAUCGAGACCUGAAGCCUGGCAACAUCUGCUAUUCCGAUGACAGUGGACUCCCAGAAAGCAUCAGGAUAUGUGAUUUUGGUUUUGCCAAACAGCUCAGGGCAGAGAACGGUUUACUGAUGAUCCCCUGUUACACAGCUACGUUCAUGGCUCCUGAGGUUCUGAGGAAGCAGGGUUAUGAUGCAGCCUGUGAUAUCUGGAGCCUGGGGAUCCUGCUCUACACAAUGAUAGCUGGCUUCAGUCCAUUUGCCAGCAGCUCUGAUGACACAGCAGAGGAAAUUCUGGCGAAAAUCGGCAGCGGGAAAUUCGUCAUCACAGGAGGGAACUGGGACCUGGUGUCAGAUUCUGCCAAGGACAUUGUGAUAAAAAUGCUCCAUGUGGACCCUCACCAGCGCCUGACCGCCCCCCAGGUUCUUCGUCAUCCCUGGAUUGUAGACAGAGAGCAGCUCUCUGACACAGCUCUCUCCAGACAAGAUGCACUUACUGUCAAGGGGGCACUGUCUGCCACUUACUCAGCUCUGAAGCGCUGUGUCACUGCGCCGGUCCUGGAGCCGGUUCAGUCUUCCAGCCUGGCUCAGCGGAGAGGGAUGAGGAAACUGGGAAGUCCCAAAGUUGAAUCUGACACUCAAGUGAAAGAGCCCACCGAGCAAUCCAAGUAAAUCUCCAGAGAUGUGAAAAAUGUGCACACAUAAUUCAAGUGUUGGAAGUCGUUUUCAUCUGACAUCAGUUUCGAAUCACUCAAUUCAAAAGAAACAUGUGAAAACAAUCUUAUACUGUGAAAUAAUGAAUUCAGCCUGUGACUGUAAAUAGAUCAAACCCCAUUGAACUCGACUUUUAUGAGCCUUAUUUUAACCUUGCAGUAGCCUUUAUGGUCAUUGGAUGACCACCAAUUGUCCUGUAAGCAUAGCGAACAUCCAAUUGAAAAAAAAAAAAAAAA